Molecule: messenger RNA, 3223 nt
Organism: Lemur catta (Ring-tailed lemur)
Lineage: Eukaryota; Metazoa; Chordata; Mammalia; Primates; Lemuridae
Gene: KIF5C
Product: kinesin family member 5C
Exons: 25
Coding region: 336-3209 (957 amino acids)
Biological process (GO): microtubule-based movement
Molecular function (GO): microtubule motor activity; microtubule binding; ATP binding
Source: RefSeq, a predicted model, not a curated record
AGCCCGGGAGGUCUGAGCCGGGCUGGGCUCCCUCCCCGCGCAUCGCCUCGUCGGCCGCCGCGUAGUCGCGGGCAGGUGGGCCGGGGGCGCUGGGCAGGGCCAGGGCGGGCGGGUCCGCAGCCGGCGGGGCCGGAGGCCGAUAGGCUGCCCACCUCCCGGGUCUCGGAGCGGCCGGGGCUGCCCAGCCCGCCGAGUUCGCGAUGACCUGCUGAGAAGCGUCGUCGGAGGCUGCGGGAGGCGGCCUAGCGGUGGGCGGUGCGGCUCCGGCCUCCUCCCUCGGCGGGCCCAGCCCCGGCCCCCACCCGGCCCGCGCCCCCUCCCAGCCGCCGGCCGAGAUGGCGGAUCCAGCGGAAUGCAGCAUCAAAGUGAUGUGCCGGUUCCGGCCCCUCAACGAAGCGGAGAUCCUCCGCGGGGACAAAUUCAUCCCCAAAUUUAAAGGCGAUGAGACCGUGGUGAUCGGGCAAGGGAAGCCAUAUGUCUUCGACAGAGUGCUACCUCCCAACACAACCCAAGAGCAGGUUUACAAUGCGUGUGCGAAGCAAAUUGUCAAAGAUGUCCUUGAAGGUUAUAAUGGGACAAUUUUUGCGUAUGGACAGACUUCAUCAGGAAAAACCCACACCAUGGAGGGGAAGCUGCACGACCCUCAGCUCAUGGGCAUCAUUCCCAGGAUCGCCCAUGAUAUCUUUGACCAUAUCUACUCCAUGGAUGAGAACCUGGAGUUUCACAUCAAGGUUUCCUAUUUUGAGAUCUACUUGGACAAAAUAAGGGACUUACUCGAUGUAUCCAAGACCAAUCUGGCUGUUCACGAAGAUAAAAACAGAGUCCCAUAUGUAAAGGGCUGCACCGAGCGGUUUGUGUCGAGCCCUGAGGAGGUCAUGGACGUGAUAGAUGAAGGCAAAGCAAACCGACACGUGGCUGUAACAAACAUGAAUGAACACAGCUCUAGAAGUCACAGUAUCUUCCUGAUUAAUAUUAAACAAGAGAAUGUAGAGACUGAAAAAAAACUCAGUGGGAAGCUUUAUUUGGUUGAUUUGGCUGGGAGCGAAAAGGUCAGCAAAACUGGUGCCGAGGGAGCUGUUCUCGACGAAGCUAAAAAUAUCAAUAAGUCUUUGUCUGCUCUUGGAAAUGUGAUCUCUGCCUUGGCAGAAGGGACAAAAACACAUGUUCCAUACCGGGACAGCAAGAUGACUCGGAUUCUCCAGGACUCUCUGGGCGGGAACUGCAGAACCACCAUUGUCAUUUGCUGUUCUCCUUCUGUCUUCAAUGAGGCUGAGACCAAGUCCACGCUGAUGUUUGGACAGAGAGCUAAGACCAUCAAGAAUACAGUCUCUGUGAACCUGGAACUGACGGCAGAAGAAUGGAAAAAGAAAUAUGAAAAAGAGAAAGAGAAAAAUAAAACAUUGAAGAAUGUUAUCCAGCAUCUGGAGAUGGAGCUGAACAGGUGGAGGAACGGAGAAGCUGUCCCCGAGGAUGAACAGAUCAGUGCUAAGGACCAGAAGAACCUGGAGCCCUGCGACAACACCCCCAUCAUAGACAACAUCGCUCCUGUGGUUGCCGGUAUCUCCACGGAGGAGAAGGAGAAGUACGACGAGGAGAUCUCCAGUCUCUACAGACAACUGGAUGAUAAGGAUGAUGAAAUUAACCAGCAGAGCCAGCUGGCUGAAAAGCUAAAGCAACAGAUGUUGGAUCAGGAUGAGCUUUUAGCUUCCACGAGAAGAGACUAUGAGAAGAUACAGGAGGAGCUGACACGUCUCCAGAUUGAAAAUGAGGCAGCCAAAGAUGAGGUGAAGGAAGUUCUCCAGGCCCUGGAGGAGCUGGCUGUCAAUUAUGACCAGAAGUCACAGGAAGUGGAGGACAAGACCAGAGCCAAUGAGCAGCUGACAGAUGAGCUGGCCCAGAAAACGACCACAUUGACAACCACACAGAGAGAGCUGAGCCAGCUACAAGAGCUUAGCAACCACCAGAAAAAGAGGGCUACUGAGAUUCUGAAUUUGCUGUUGAAGGAUCUGGGGGAGAUAGGUGGGAUUAUCGGCACCAAUGAUGUGAAGACGUUGGCAGAUGUGAAUGGGGUCAUCGAGGAGGAGUUCACCAUGGCCCGCCUGUACAUCAGCAAGAUGAAGUCAGAGGUCAAAUCCCUGGUGAACCGCAGCAAGCAGCUGGAGAGCGCCCAGAUGGACUCCAACAGGAAGAUGAACGCCAGCGAGCGGGAGCUGGCCGCCUGCCAGCUGCUCAUCUCCCAGCACGAAGCCAAGAUCAAGUCUCUGACGGACUACAUGCAGAACAUGGAGCAGAAGAGGAGGCAGCUGGAAGAGUCCCAGGACUCGCUCAGUGAAGAGCUGGCCAAGCUCCGGGCCCAAGAAAAAAUGCAUGAAGUCAGCUUCCAGGACAAGGAGAAGGAACAUCUGACGCGGCUGCAGGACGCUGAGGAAAUGAAGAAGGCGCUGGAGCAGCAGAUGGAGAGCCACCGGGAAGCUCACCAGAAGCAGCUGUCCAGACUUCGAGAUGAAAUUGAGGAGAAGCAGAAAAUCAUUGAUGAGAUUCGGGAUUUGAAUCAGAAACUGCAACUGGAACAGGAGAAGCUCAGUUCUGAUUAUAACAAGCUGAAAAUAGAGGACCAAGAGAGAGAAAUGAAACUGGAAAAGCUCCUAUUGCUCAAUGACAAAAGGGAACAGGCCCGGGAGGACCUCAAAGGGCUGGAGGAGACAGUGUCUCGAGAACUGCAGACGCUUCACAACCUCCGUAAACUCUUCGUCCAGGAUCUGACCACCCGAGUUAAAAAAAGUGUAGAGUUGGACAGUGACGAUGGAGGGGGCAGUGCCGCCCAGAAGCAGAAAAUUUCCUUCCUGGAGAAUAACCUGGAGCAGCUCACUAAGGUCCACAAGCAGCUGGUCCGGGACAACGCGGACCUGCGCUGCGAGCUGCCCAAGCUGGAGAAGCGGCUGCGCGCCACGGCCGAGCGCGUGAAGGCGCUGGAGAGUGCGCUGAAGGAGGCCAAGGAGAACGCCAUGCGCGACCGCAAGCGCUACCAGCAGGAGGUGGACCGCAUCAAGGAAGCCGUGCGAGCCAAGAACAUGGCCAGGAGGGCCCAUUCGGCCCAGAUCGCCAAGCCCAUCCGCCCUGGACACUACCCGGCAUCAUCUCCAACGGCUGUCCAUGCCAUCAGAGGGGGAGGAGGUGGCUCUUCAAACUCCGCUCACUACCAGAAAUAAAUACAAAGUGAGUC